Molecule: messenger RNA, 2387 nt
Organism: Tripterygium wilfordii
Lineage: Eukaryota; Viridiplantae; Streptophyta; Magnoliopsida; Celastrales; Celastraceae
Product: phosphoenolpyruvate carboxykinase (ATP) 1-like
Exons: 13
Coding region: 132-2123 (663 amino acids)
Biological process (GO): gluconeogenesis
Cellular component (GO): cytosol
Molecular function (GO): phosphoenolpyruvate carboxykinase (ATP) activity; ATP binding
Source: RefSeq, a predicted model, not a curated record
CAAACCGUGGUCAAGUUAAUUUUGCAAGUCAGUGAGAGCCCCCUAUAUAUUGGCCCAUCCACUGCUUCGAGAGAUCACGCCCUUCUUUCUCCUUUGCGUUUGCAUACUGAUCACAACUUUCGAGAGAAGAAAUGGCAGAGAACGGUGAAUUCAGCUUUGCGAACAACGAAGGUGGUGCCGUUGGACGCAAUGGCCUUUCGAAAAUCCAAACAAACAAGAAUAAGGCGCCCGAGGUGUGUCACGACGACAGUACGGCGCCGAUUAAAGCUCAGACGAUCGACGAGCUUCACUCUCUUCAGAAGAAAAGAUCAGCUCCGACCACACCAAUCAGCAACGGUCCGGCCGCUUUCGCUACCAUUUCCGAGGAGGACCGCAGCAAACAGCAGCUCCAGUCCAUCAGUGCGUCAUUGGCGUCACUGACAAGGGAGACAGGACCGAAGGUGGUGAAGGGAGAUCCGGCGAGGAAGACGGAGGGGCAGACGACGGCGCAUGUUAGUCACGCUCAACAUUACACGCCGACGCUGAACAUUAGCGACAGUGCUCUGAAGUUCACUCACAUCCUUUAUAAUCUCUCUCCUGCUGAGCUUUACGAGCAAGCGAUCAAGUAUGAGAAGGGGUCAUUCAUAACGUCAACAGGUGCUAUAGCCACACUAUCUGGGGCAAAGACGGGCCGGGCUCCAAGAGAUAAGCGUGUGGUUAAGGACGAAACCACCGAAGAUGACCUUUGGUGGGGAAAGGGCUCACCCAACAUCGAAAUGGACGAACAUACUUUCUUGGUUAACAGGGAAAGAGCCGUUGAUUACUUGAACUCCUUGGAUAAGGUCUUUGUGAAUGAUCAAUUUCUGAACUGGGACCCAGAGAACCGCAUCAAAGUUCGUAUUGUAUCUGCCAGAGCUUACCAUUCCUUGUUCAUGCACAACAUGUGCAUCCGACCCACUCCUGAAGAGCUGGAGAACUUUGGGACUCCGGACUUCACUAUAUACAAUGCUGGACAGUUCCCAUGUAACCGUUACACACACUACAUGACUUCCUCUACUAGCAUAGACCUCAAUCUUGCUAGAAGGGAAAUGGUCAUCCUUGGCACACAAUAUGCUGGGGAAAUGAAGAAAGGCCUAUUCAGCGUAAUGCACUAUCUCAUGCCUAAGCGACGAAUUCUCUCCUUACACUCUGGCUGCAAUAUGGGAAAAGAAGGCGAUGUCGCCCUCUUCUUUGGACUGUCAGGUACUGGGAAGACAACUCUGUCUACUGAUCACAAUAGGUAUUUAAUUGGAGAUGAUGAACACUGCUGGACUGAGACUGGGGUCUCAAACAUUGAAGGUGGUUGUUAUGCCAAGUGCAUUGAUUUGUCAAGGGAGAAGGAGCCUGAUAUCUGGAAUGCCAUCAAAUUUGGGACUGUGUUGGAGAACGUGGUCUUUGAUGAGCAUACUCGUGAAGUGGAUUACUCAGACAAAUCUGUAACAGAGAACACUAGAGCUUCAUACCCAAUUGAGUAUAUUCCAAAUGCCAAGAUACCUUGUGUUGGUCCCCAUCCAAAAAAUGUAAUCCUCCUGGCAUGCGAUGCAUUUGGCGUGCUCCCACCGGUGAGCAAGUUAAGCUUGGCGCAGACCAUGUACCAUUUCAUCAGCGGCUACACUGCUCUGGUGGCCGGGACAGAGGAUGGCAUUAAAGAGCCAACAGCUACAUUUUCAGCCUGCUUUGGUGCUGCAUUCAUAAUGCUGCAUCCUACUAGGUAUGCUGCUAUGCUGGCUGAGAAGAUGCAGAAACAUGGAGCUACCGGAUGGCUUGUCAACACUGGCUGGUCAGGUGGAAGCUAUGGAUCAGGAAGCCGUAUCAAAUUAGCAUACACCAGGAAAAUCAUCGAUGCAAUACAUUCUGGGAGCCUUCUGAAUACUAACUACACCAAGACUGAAGUGUUCGGGCUCGAGAUCCCAACCGAGAUUGAGGGUGUGCCUUCUGAAAUCUUGGAUCCAGUGAACACUUGGUCAGACAAGAAGGCCUAUAAAGAUACCCUCUUGAAGCUGGGAGGUCUAUUUAAGAGCAACUUUGAGGUCUUCACAAGCCAUAAGAUUGGAAAAGACGACAACCUAACUGAGGAGAUUGUUGCAGCUGGUCCUAUUUUCUGAUCCUGAUGAUUGUUUCGAGUUUGCUGCAAAGAAAUUAAAUUGAAUAAAAAUAAAAAUAAAAAUAAAAAUAAAAUAGAAUAAAGAGAAGGCUGAUACACCAAGUAUGUAAUCUUUCACCAUAUGCUUGUUUUAGCUUACAUCGACUUUCUUUGUAUUCUCUUGAUUAACAGUUUUAUUAUUUAGAGGGUUUUGAGUUUUCUGGAUUUAGUUUGGAUUGCAAAAGGUUGAAAUUAAUAAUAAUUUUUUAUUAUAUUGUGACGGAAA